Molecule: messenger RNA, 2430 nt
Organism: Temnothorax curvispinosus
Lineage: Eukaryota; Metazoa; Arthropoda; Insecta; Hymenoptera; Formicidae
Gene: NELF-B
Product: negative elongation factor B
Exons: 8
Coding region: 226-2052 (608 amino acids)
Biological process (GO): negative regulation of transcription elongation by RNA polymerase II
Cellular component (GO): nucleus; NELF complex
Source: RefSeq, a predicted model, not a curated record
UAAAAUUACUAAUGAGAUGUCAACAAAAGAAACAUAAUAAUUAAUAGGCCUCUGGCCUCCGAUGUAGAGUUCCCCAGGUUUCCCUCGCUUUACUACUCUACAGCAAGUGCGUGUUUUUCUACAGAGACACGUGUGUUUCGGUCAGUUCCAUUCGAUGAGAUCCACACGCGUGGAUCACUCUGGAGUGCUACUAUUUAUUAGAAGAAGAAGCGGUUAGACAUAACCAUGAAUUCGGCGAAGAGUAACGGCGAGACUGGCAACGUGCUGGAGGAACUCGGUGUACCAGGACAGGAAUGUUUGAGAGACGCUUUAACAAGUUGUACGGAUCCACUGAAAGCCAUCGAGGGAUUUCAGCUGGAAAACGGUAUAUUACUACCGUCGUUGCGGCCUAUGCUACCUCUGCUCGAUCUGCACGGAAUCAGAAGGUUGGACUUUCACGCCUCCGUUCUCGAGGAGUUACGGGACAGGCUGACCAAGCAGAUCGAUGAGAUUGGCGUGGAGAGGGCGGACAAAGGCACCGCCGUGGACAAGAGACUGAAGGAAUUGCUGGCAAGAGGCUUUCCCGGCGUCAGAAUCCCUGCCUUGCAACCUGUUAUUAUGAGUAUCUUGAGGAAUACUCCACACAUCGAGGAUAAAUACUUGCGUGUGUUGAUUAGAGAGAAAGAAUUGUACAGUAAUGCCGAUACGGAAGUAAAGCGUCAGAUAUGGAAGGAUAAUCAAAGUCUUUUUGGCGACGAAGUCUCCCCAUUGUUCAGCCAUUAUAUCAUUGAGAAAGAACAUACUCUCUUUGACCAUCAGAACCUGAACAAUCCAUUUUUUAUGCCAUCUCCUAAGGUGAGGAGACAGGGGGACUAUGUGCAGAAAUUAGCCCAUAUGAUUGGGCACAGUGUGAAAUUGUAUGACAUGGUACUGCAAUUUCUAAGGACUUUGUUUUUACGCACAAAGAAUAUCCAUUAUUGCACUCUGAGAGCAGAACUGUUAAUGGCUUUACACGAUUUAGAGGUGCAAGAUAUCAUUUCUGUAGAUCCAUGUCAUAAAUUCACGUGGUGUCUGGACGCCUGUAUCAGAGAAAAGAAUGUGGAUGUUAAGAGAUCUCGCGAGUUGCAAGGCUUUCUGGACAGUAUUAAGAGAGGACAGGAGCAAGUAUUGGGGGAUCUAAGUAUGAUUUUGUGUGAUCCCUAUGCAGUAAACUUUCUCGCUAGUAGUGCAAUCAAAAUAGCGCUUCAUUUGAUAAACAGUGAGGCGUUGCCCAGAGAAAAUGCAGUGCUUGUACUGUUGUUGCGAAUGCUCGCGUUAGGACUGUCCGCUUGGCAGAUGAUCGAUUCGCAAGACUUUAAGGAGCCAAAACUAGACAGUCAAGUUGUCACAAAGUUCCUGCCAGCACUUAUGUCACUCAUGGUUGAUGAUCAAAUAAGGCAGCUCAACUGUAAACUUCCACCCGAUGAGAGGGAAAGUGCAAUUGCAAUUAUAGAACAUUCCGGGCCACCUCCCGAUGCGUGCCAAGCGUACGCUCAGCUUUCUGGAGUGGCGGCAGUUCUGUCUAUGUACUAUGCAUUACACGUUGGUGGUGGCGGCGGAGGUGGAAGGGGCAGGGGUGAUGCCAGAGGUUUGAUGAGGGUACUUGCGACAUUACCGAAUUGUCAAGCGCAACGGGCUUUUGAAGAUCCAUUUCUACACACGCUGGUUUCGUUGUUAAUAUCGAACAUGGCUGACGAAUUCUCAAAUGAGUCUUUCUGUACAGUAAUCUUUGACGAAUUCUUCCUGGCUGGUUUAGGUAGGGACAACGUUACACGACAUCUGCUAAAAUUACUUUGGUACAUACAUCAUAAAUUGCCGUCCACGCGAUUACAUUCGUUACUGAAAGCCUUGCAACCGACAAGUCAGCACAACGAAGCAGUCCACACUCUUUACGAGUCUCUACGUGACAAAGUCGGCAGUCAUUCCACAGAGGACCAAUUAGCAGCGACAGCUCAAAUGGACCCGUUACUUGAUUGUCCUUCCUCCGUGUUUACUGGAAUGCCACCAUCGACAUCGAGCACGUGCUCACUUUAAUAUCUAAUUCAAGAACAGUGAGUGGAAAGAAAAGGUUUGAGCUUCCUCAACUUAUAAUAUAUAAGAAAGAGUGAUCACUGUGUGUGAUGUGUGCUAUCAUUGUAUAUCCUAAUUUAAUAUUGUGUUGUCAGAAUUUUUUUACUCUUUUUUCAAAAUCUCCAGCCUCCGACUAUAUAAAAUUUAUUAUCCUACACAGAUAAGAUUAUUGUUUAUCCAUUUAUUCGAUAGGAAUGAUAAUGCAGUAAUGUCACGCGUCUCUCGAAAAAAUCGUCCGAGUUAUCAGAAAUUUAUUCCGAGCUUAAAUUGGAAUAUUUUUUAGGCAAUUUCAAUCUAAAUAAUAGAUUGUAUUGUUUCGUUUAUUAAAAGAAUUCUUAAAAU